CAAAGAUGGCAGCUACAGUAAACAAGUGUAAUUCGGAUUAGGAAAACGCUUUGUCAGUAGCCGGCAAGCAAAGCAACGACGUGAUUAUUUUCCAACUAUCAGCUAUUGAAGCAUGAAUCUUUGCGGUGAAGUUACUGUGAACCUAGUCUAGGGACCAGUUCCUAGAAUUGAAAUCAUUGUAUGACAAUCUGGCUUGGAGAUUCUACAUUCGUAGAAUGAGUGAGCCACCUGCAAAGAGAAAGAAAACCAUUUUAGAUUUCUUUAAAAAAAACAAAUGUGACCAAGAUCAACCGGAUACCAAAACACGCAAGGGAAAAAUGGCUGAUGGAAAAGCUAACAAUCCAGCAAAACCUAUAGUUAGUGUUAAACUUCCUUUGACCAAGACUCUGUCUGGAGGCAAUCAGCAGACGACAAGUCAUGCGGAAGCCAGUAAUAGUGGAACAAGUCAUGCAGGAACAAGUCAUAUGGGAACCAGUCAUGCGGGAACCAGUCAUGCGGGAACAUCAUCUGUUAGCAAUCACAAAGGAUCAGUUUCAUUUCAAGGUUCAUCCUCUGUUGCGGCUGCCAUUCAUGGGGAAAAGAACGAAGCUGAGACGGUUCCAAUGGAUUGUGAUUCUCCGCUUCUGUUCUCAGACUCAGAGCCAUCUGGACAGGACAGUGAAGAACAUAUUCUUGAUAUUCCUACACGGAAACCAAGUGAGAGAAAAAAAGACUGUGUGUUCAUGGGGAUACCAAUAGCCAAACUAAACAAGAGUCCCAACUGCUUGGAGAGACUGCAGCCCCUCACAUCUAAUAACACACACACAGUCUUAUUCAAAGUUCCUUUUCAGUACAGUGGUAUGCCCCCAGAUCCCUUCCCAUCAAGCUUCAAGGAUCGCUGGGACAAUGAACAUGUGAGGAUGCCGUGUUCAAACUUCAAUGAAUACCCAGUCAGGGGCAAGGACGGAAAGCAGGCGGUACGGAGACGAUGGGAUAUGAUCACUGAAGUCUUGCUUUGCGACAUCCCUGGCCCGUACGAACUGGAGGAGGUCAUUCUAACAUAUAAUUCAAGGUAUUCAGAUCGAUGGGACUUCAAAACACUUCAUUAUUUCUUCAGCGAAGAAAUUGAGAAGGAGGAGAGGAAUCAUUUUUUCAACAAAACAUUAAAAGAAAUGGUUACGUUAGCUUUAAACCUUCCGAACCUUUGUACGCAGCCGAUACCACUUUUGAAGAAAGGAAAGAGUCGAAGUGUCACCUUCAGCCAACAGCAACUUUCCUGUUUGUUAGCGAAUGCGUUCUUUUGUACUUUUCCUCGUAGAAAUGCCAGACAAAAGACAUCUGAGUAUAGUAACUACCCUUCCAUCAAUUUUAACAGCUUGUUUGACGGUGCGCCGAACCAGGUGAAAUUGGAAAAACUGAGGUGCAUUAUGAACUAUUUUCGACGAGUCACAACCACAGUUCCCACAGGUACAGUGACUUUUGUUCGACAGACCGUGGACAAAUGUCCGGAAUGGAAUAAACUAGAUACGUCUCUACGGGGUUUACAUGUGUCUGCGGAGGGCACCAUAGAGGAUGAUGGGAUAGGCAUGCUACAGGUGGACUUUGCUAACAAGUACCUUGGAGGGGGCGUCCUAGGACAGGGGUGUGUUCAAGAGGAAAUCCGAUUUCUCAUCUGCCCAGAAAUGAUUGUGUCCCGCCUCAUCACGGAGUGUCUUGAAAAAAACGAGUGCCUCAUCAUGAAAGGUUGUGAGCGUUUCAGUGACUAUGAUGGUUAUGCCAAAACAUUCAGGUGGAAAAGCGACUAUGUGGACAAAACACCAAGAGACGACUGGGGACGACUGUGUACCGAUGUGGUGGCGAUAGAUGCCCUCAUCUUCCAUGGAUAUCCACGCCAAUUCAAAGCUAGCUCUGUGGUCCGGGAGCUUGACAAGGCCUAUUGUGGCUUCGUGCAUCCGCACUGUAAAGAGGUCAAGAACCUAUCCGCUGUCUGUACGGGAAACUGGGGAUGUGGCGCCUUCGGAGGGGACAAGCAACUCAAAGCUCUUAUCCAGCUGAUGGCAGCAUCACAGGCAAAGCGCGACCUUUGCUACUUCACUUUUGAUGACAAAGCUCUACGUGACGAACUGUACCGGAUACAUGACUACCUAACCAAAGUUAAUCCUAUAGGAAUUAGUAAUAUCAUGGUGCUGAUAGAUCAGUAUGAAAGGAAUGUGGUGAGCAAGUUCUUUAGGAAAAAGAAUGUCACCUUGUAUGAGUACAUUAUCAAGGUGUUCGAUGGCAGCCUGGAAAACACAGAUUCUGAACCAGAAUCCCCUGCCGAUUUCUCCCAGAGCAGCCAAGAGGGAAUAAAUGCCGAAUCGGUUCAUGGCAAAGCUAAAGAAUCGCUUAAUUUCUGAUGGCUUCAUUACAUGGAAAGCAUGUAGAAGACAUUUAUUUAAUGGCUUCAUUCUGGAACAUGUAGAAACAUUUAUUUCUAAUGCCUGGGUAAGGCCAUUACGGUAAAAGAUCUACCCAACAGGAGAAUUCAAGGUUUCUGAAAAAAGAACCAAGGAAAGGUGUGAUCUAAUUCAAACUGUACAUUAUCGUAAGUCACUCCCACCUUGUAUAGAAUUUCUUGAUUUCUGAAAUCCUUCUAUAGGAUAUAUAUUUGACUGGAAUGCCUCUUACAUAAAAAUAUCAUCGUAAUGGAGAAAAAAAAAUUAAUACAAUGACUGUUUCUUGCAAGUGUAUUUAAUAAACUCGCAAACUCACUACAUGUAUGUGGUAUUUAUCAAAUAACGACGAAAUUUGUAUACAGAUAUCGCUUGUUAAUGAUUUUAAUUUAAGAUGAUAUUUUGUCACAUUUUCUUUUUUACUUGGUUUUAAGCCUAAACACUGCUGGAUCAAAUGUAACAUUACAAAUUAUAUUUACUGGGUAUAUACAGCAAACUACAUGUAGUAUUCAGUAAAAACAGAAACUGCGUUGGUAUGUAAAUAUUUUAAAUGUUAGCCUGUCAAUUCUCCUGUGAUUUUUGUUUCGUAUAAUUAAUUCAAAACAGAAACUUACCAUGGAACUGGAUUUCAAACAAACCUUUUCAUUUGAUUAUUGUUUAAAUAAAUUUUCAAAAUUUAAUAGACACCUGCACUUACUAACAAUAAAGCAUAAAUAUUGUGCAAUUAAAUAAUUUGAAGACAUUAUUAAUUAUCAAAUAACUAAUUAUAAGAUUAAUGAUCGUUAGACAUAAUUUUAACAGUAUUUAAUGGUUUUUUUUCAUGAAUUCAUGAAUUAUAAAAGUUUGUAGAAAUUAGUGACAAUAAAAACAAGGAUAUUGCUUUAACAGUGUUAUUGCAAAACUUUUUUUUCACUUCGGUCUUUGUGAUAUUAUUUAUUUUUGCAAAUACAAAACUUAGACAUUUUUGUAUAACUAUCAAUUAUGUAAUUAUGAUAUUUUUGUUGUCAUUAAUUUCAUUAAUUACUAGACUAUUAGAUAAUGGUGCGUAAUUUCAUCCUGAUCGCCUGACGAACAUGUGAGCUGAUGUUGUGGUGUUAUGUCCGUCAUAGAUUUGUGAUGCUAAUAUUAGGAAAUUUCAACUGCAAUGAAUAUAUUUUUUUGACCAUUCCAUGCUUAUAUAUCACUUACUUCUGAAUCAUUUCAUUGUUUUUAAACCCCUCAUAUAUUGUGUCUGAGGGUUCCUGGAACUUUAAUUGUUCAAAAAACCUCUUGGUAAUCAAGAGGCUUAGUAACAGUAGCAAGCAGAGGUUACUUGUAAGAGUUAUCAAGUUUGUAAAUUGCAUGACCUUGACCCACUUUCAAGUUUUCACAGGUCAAGUUAGUUAACAUCUUUAAACCUCUUCAUUACAAGAUAUUGAGCCAUCACUUAAGUUUGUUCAAAUAAAUGACCUUGAUACACUUACAAGGUCACACAGGUGUCAAAAGCAUAAAUUCUUUCAAUGUGAUUUCUUACGAAGAUUCAUAGGAUUACGAUCUUCUGGCAGUAGCAUGCUGGGAUUAAGUGUUACCAAAUUAUAUCGAAUGUUCAGAUGAAUAACCUUGAACAUUAUUCAAUGUCACAGGGAUCAAAUGUGUCGAAGAUAUUUCUGAAUUAUCAAGAGUACUAACAAUAUCCUGUAUUUGUAUAACACUGGAAUGAAUAGCUUGUAAGUUCCAAGGUUCCAAAUCAGCUGAUCCAGACCAACUUUCUAA
Pecten maximus is the source of this 4163-nucleotide messenger RNA. RefSeq names its product poly(ADP-ribose) glycohydrolase-like. NCBI's taxonomy places the organism in Eukaryota, Metazoa, Mollusca, Bivalvia, Pectinida, Pectinidae. The record is from RefSeq and is a predicted model, not a curated record. Gene Ontology annotation, cellular component: nucleus; cytoplasm. Gene Ontology annotation, molecular function: poly(ADP-ribose) glycohydrolase activity. Gene Ontology annotation, biological process: nucleotide-sugar metabolic process; ATP generation from poly-ADP-D-ribose; regulation of DNA repair.